AAUAUAGGGAAGCCUCAAAUAUUGCAGAUGCCUGUUGCCAGGUCUUACGCUUUAUACUGGCAGCCAUUGAUGAGUGGUUAGAGUGGCAGCUAUUCAUUGUUCUGUUAGCUGUUCUCCUCCUCGGCAACAACGAAGACUGCAAAGGCCUUGUAAGACCAGAAAGGGGAACGAUAAGUUGUAUCACCGUAUAUCUGCUUGGAAAUGAUGGGGCUCAUUCUUACAAUGGAAAUGGAAUACGAUUUACAAAAAUAAUAAAAUAUGUUCGCUUAACUGACGAGGAACUUGUUGACCAGCGAGGACAUGCAAAACUACCAAGGGAUGUCCUUUUACGAAAACUUACAGAUAAAGAGAUGGCAAAAAUUUCGAUGAAAAUCGGAAGGGAGUAUGUCCCCCUUGCUCUUUUGUUAGGAUUUACGAAGGCUGAGCUUGAUCACAUUCGGGAAGACAACAAGUUUGCUGUUCAUCGAGUUUUUGAAAUAUUGUUCAAAUGGAGGGAAACCAAAGAAAGCAAUGCUACCAUUGAAAAACUUGCAGAAGCGCUUGAAGAGCUUGGUAUCAAUGCUGAUAUUAUUUACAGCAGUUUAGAUUAGGCUUGAUUUCCGUAUGAUUCCUAACGCUCAUCUUGAUAUUUACACACAUAUCCUGAUAAAAUAAUUUAAUACGUUUAACCAGCUGUCGAUACAGAACAUUACGUUAGAAUUCAUUUAUGAAUUAUUAGAUUAAUAUCAUACUACAUUCUGUGCAAAUAUGAAACGCCCAGUUUAAAGACACACUAUGCCUCAGAAUCAAAUUAACUUCUAUAGAAAGGAAAUUCAACGUUUAAAAAAUGGUUUACUAAGAAAAAACGUUAAUUGAAAAAUUAUUUGUUAUGAAAGUUGCAAAAUAUCAACAGAAUAUAUUAAAUCAUUAAAACUAUACUUUUUGCCAUAAAGCAACAAAUGAACAAGAUGGUUCAGAUAAUUGGCCAAUGGGUACUUUUUAAAACUAUAAAAGUACACCAAAAAUAAAAAAGCUUCAGAGAAAUAAAAAAGCAAUUCUGAGGCAUAAUGGGCAUUUUAAAACAAGGUAAAAACGGAAAGUCAGUAUUGGAUUAAUUAAGAAGCAGGGAAACAAAGAUGUUGAUACUAAAUAUUUAGUACUUUCUCUCUUAUGCAUAUUAUCACAAUAAUUUCAUAAUGUAAGAUUGACAAUUCCCCCAUCCUCUUGUGUCUGAGGUGUUGCCUUUAAGGUUGAAACAUCAGAAUUGCAGUCACCGUUUAUCCCUGCGUGAUCGUUAGAGGUGACUGAAUGGGUUCGAAUCACUGGAGUUUUAACUUCAGCAGGUAAUGUGGUUUUUAACCUCUUGUGCGGCUUUUAAGUUGUAACACGGUAGGUAAGCCGAAAUCAUCUUUCCGGUUUCUGCGCCAGAUGACCUAAACAGCGCUAGUGCGCCGUAAAACCGAAAAUAUAAUAACUUAAGAUUUAAAUCAAUAGACGUUUUUAAAAUUGUGUUGAAGUACUAUCUUUUAACAGAUGUUUUCAUAUCCCUAAAAUUAUUAUUGUUAUCAAUGUACAUGUAUAUCUCUGUUCUCUUUAUAAAAAUACACAUUUAUAAUUGGAUUUCGAUAUUUUUUAUAACCCCACCACAAAAUGUGGGGGGGGGGGGGGGCUAUAAUGGAUUCGCUUUGUCGCGUCCGUCGGUCGGUCUGUCAAUCUUGGCUCAAAUGUUCACCUCAACAAGGGGAUGUGCAGAACCUAUGUCACCCUUUUGUCGGCUUAAUGUCAAGGUCACACUUUAAGGUCAAUAAUUGAAUUAGAAAAUAUUUUUAAAUUUUAACAUGUAUUUGAAUAUUUCUGAAACUAGAAAAUGUAUUUGCUUGAAACUUGAAAUAUAUAUAUAUAGUGUCACAAUUAAGAUACGCUGGUCAAGUUUCAUAACUCUGUAUUGCAUUUUAACAAAAUUAUGCCCCUUUUUAAGUCUUUAAAUUUACAUACAAUCAAAUAUAAGACAAUAUGUCGUCUCUGCUCUAUAAAUCCUAUGCUAAUGGAAGAAUUUUCUUCAAACUUUACUCAAAUGUUCAUCUCAACAAGGUUAUGUGCAGAAUCCAUGUUACCUUUGUGCCGACUGAAGGUCAAGGUCACACUUGAAGGUAAAAAAUUGACUUAGAAAAUGUUCUUAAAUUUUAACAUGUACUUGAAUAUUUCUGAAACUAGCACAGGUAUUUGCUUGAAACUUAAAAGAUAUAUGAGGUGUCAAAAAUAAGAUAUGCAGGUCAAGUUUUAUAACUCUGUAUUGCAUUUUGACAAAGUUAUGCCCCUUUUUAAGUCUGUAAAUUUACAUACAAUCAAUACUAGACAAAAUGUCGUGUCUACUCUAUAAAUUCUAUGCUUAUGGAAGGAUUUUUUUCAAAUUUUACUCAAAUGUUAAACCCAACUGGGCAAUGUGCAGAACUCAUCUUACCCUUGUGCCGGCCUAUGGUCAAGGCCACACUUGAAGGUCCAAAAUUGACUUUGAAAAUGUUUAGUACAUUGGGAAAAUGAAAGGUUAUUUGUAACUGUUUCGAACAUGAUUUAACAAUAUAUAUUUAUACUGUUACCAGUACAAUUAGUCUUUUUUUACCAGAGAUAUGAGGUAUGAUAUGUUUUUAUCUGAUGAUCAUUUUUAGUAUCUUAGUCUAAUAUAAUGUAAAUUGAAAUAAAUAUGGAUUGUAAACUAUGGGGUAUCACUGAUACACCUUAACCAUCAUAUGGUGUGAAAAAUAGAACAUACGGUUUUAUUGUUUUAUAUUGAAAACAAUGUAAAGUGUAAGACAACACGCUUUGAAUAUGCAAAAAAUGUAUGGUAUAUUAGGGACAUUUUAUAUGCAUUUAGAAAAAAUGAAUAAUGAAAGUUUGGUAUAGAAAACUUGAAUAUAACUGUAAUACAUAUAUAGAAAUAACAGUAUUAAAAGUAGGAAAUGUGUUUUAUUAAACAAAAAUAGUGAUGCUUGAAAUUUGUUGAAUGAAUUUUGUAUUUCGUAUUCAUAGACUAAUCAAUUCUUAUAAAUAAUCAGCUUAAUAAAUUGAUAACAUGUAUAAAAGGAACUAUAUUUACAAAAUUUAAUACAAAAUAAGAUUAGAAAUUCACAUAAUUAUAUUUUUAAAGAAUGAAAAUGUUUCUGAAACAUAUUUGGUCUAUGGAAAUAAUUUAAAUAAUAUCGUACUACUUUUUGUCAAUUUAGGUAAUCUGCUUAUAAAUUAUUGAGGAAUAUUGAUAUACAUGAAAAACUCCUAUGUGACUUUUAAUUAAACAGUUGUUUAUUAUGCAAGAUUUCACAAGCCAGUAAACAUUAAAUGUCAAAAACAA
Molecule: messenger RNA, 3325 nt
Organism: Ruditapes philippinarum (Manila clam)
Lineage: Eukaryota; Metazoa; Mollusca; Bivalvia; Venerida; Veneridae
Biological process (GO): signal transduction
Molecular function (GO): protein binding
Source: RefSeq, a predicted model, not a curated record